CGAGCCAUAGAGGACACGUUUCGACUGUGUAUUCGUUUGAAGAAGAACGUUGGAAAAAUUGUUUUGUUUUGGCUUCUUCAGAAUUACUUUUCAUUUGAGUGAGGAUGAGUUCAAAAAUUGUUUGAGAGAGGCCAGUGGACAUUCUAGUAUAAUAGAGAAAAUUUGAGUAUAUUAACUUUAGAUUUAAAAAUUAAUGUAGAUUAGUGAUUUUAUUUUACUCUCUAUAGAUUUGUUAUUUUUUUUAUAAUUUUUAGUAAUUUAUUUAUUUUUAUUAAAAAAUAAAUAAAAAAUAGAAGAUGCAAAAAAAUCAUUAAAAAAUGACUAGUGGCAAAGAGAAUACAAUAAAAUAACUAAAGCCUAUUAUUAUUUUUAAAAAUAUAUAUAUUCAAAUUUUAUCUAUUAAACUAGAAUGUGGGUGGCCACAACGUGGCUGCAUAUAUUUAUUGUUAAAAAAAUCGCCCAUGUCAGUUAUCUAUAACACACCAUCUAUGUAGUAUUAUAGUCCACAUACGAUAUUCAUCAGAUAUUUUAAUUAUAUCAACUAUUUUUUUGUGGAAAAGAUUGGAUUAGUUUAAGUUUGUAAAAUUAGAUGGACUUAAAAAAAAUAUAUAUAUACGCUUAAAUGGGUAGGCAGGAUUCAUGAAAUUCAAUUGAAUAUUAAUGGCAACUUGGUCAGGCAACUACCGCAACAUUAAGUAUUAACAUGCAUUAAUAUUAUGGUUGUUGAAAUAUUCAAUGAAUCCAUGACCUUCUUCUAUCAAUUGCAUGUUAUAAAACCAUUCGGCGGAGGUAUUCGACCGCGAUGCAGACUCCAAAAAUCACUUUUGGUUGUGCAAUAUUGGACAAGGCAUUCGGUGGAGCAGUGUCGGCGUGGGCUUUGCUUGGAUAGAAUAUGGCUUAUUGUUCUUCAUCAACACAGGAUGAUCCGAUUUAUUUGAGGCCAAGUACAAUUAAUGUCACUUCACAUGUUGGGACAUAUUAUCGGACUAAAUACUUGAAAUUGGUUAAAAAGGUAUUGUAUAGGAAAGGCGGUCAAGCGUUGGUAGAUAGAUUUUUAGGUGGUUGUUUUGGACACUUAUUAGAUUGGAAUCCGGGGGCAAAGUGUGGUAUGGCUCUUCACCAUGUUGUUUCGCGCCAAAUCCAGUCAAAUGAUAAUGGAUUGUGGUUUUACAUUAACGGGAGCAAGUUACACUUCUCGGAGAUGCAUUAUGCUCUUGUAACAGGGUUGAAUUUCGGACAAAGUGACUUUGAUGUGAGGGCAGAGCACGAUCUUCGGAAUGUCGAAGUGUUUAUAAAAAUUUGUUGUGGCCGGAGGACUUUAAAUGUGGAUAAUGUCAUUGACAUUUUUGAGAAUUAUGACCUAAUUGGUGAUCCUGAUGGGAGUUUACUAUUACGUGUGGCUCAUGUGAUAGUACUAUAUGGCAUGCUACUAGGGUACGAGCGUGAUAAGAAGGUGGCUGACUGGGUUUGGGCUUUGGUGGAUCAUGUUGAUGCAUUUAACCAAUUUCCGUGGGGAGCUUAUACGUAUCAGAUAUUAUGUCAGUAUGCGUAUAACUGUUCUACAAACAACCAAUAUAAAUUAUACGGGCCGGUAUGGGCUUUACAUGUAUGGUCCCUUGAGAUUAUACCUGAGUUGGGUUCUACAGUUGGUACGUACGUCGAGGGCUGUGCACAUCCCAGAUGUUUGAGGUGGAAGUUUCGAAGUAGGCCCAAUGUGUCGGAUUUACGCCCCCUAUUUGAGCAAGAGGCGCAUCAUCUAUUUGAGAUUCAGCCCGACGAUUAUGAGACGACAAGCCAUUAUUACGCUACGUCAGUCAUGUCCAUGCCCAUUGGUGUUCACUAUGAGCGACCAGUGAACCCAUUGAGGGAGGGUAGGCAGUUUUCCCCGCGACCUACACAGGAUAUACGUGUUGCCGAGCAUGAAUUGCCGAGGAGACGAGAAGACAGGUUGGCGAGGUCUCGAGAUAAGGGGAAGCGUAGUCGACCACCACCUACCACAUCAUCAUCUAGUAGUGGCGAUCACGUUAUCCGAGGACGAGACCGUGACUAUAUAGCAGGCGUGGUCAAAAUUAUGGGCGAGGAGCAUGAUCUUCGAAUUAGAAGGAUGUCAGAAGAGCAGGAGAUAAGAAUGAGAAGGAUGGCAGAAGAGCAGGAUAUCAGACUGAGAAGGAUGGCAGAAGAACAAGAGAUUCGAAUGAGAAGGCAUAACGAGGAUUUGGAGAGUCGAAUGAAGAGGACAUUGAAGGGUUUUUUGGAUGAUUUGAAGGGGUUUUUCAGCUGUAGUGUUGUACAUCGUAAGGGUGUACAUUCUCCUGCCCCUCGUCGCACGCCUACACCAGAGACUAGAGAUUGUGAUGAUGUCCAACUCGACGAUGGUGGUCCAGUGGCCGAUGAUGUGUCACAUCAUGCUGAAGCGACAAUGUCCAUGGCACAUCGACAUUCUGUGCAUGAGUAUGGCAACACAUCUACUUCUCAUCAGAAUCCGCCACGUUUUUCUCUUCAAAAUCCACCUGAUUACAAUUUUGAUCCCAGACAUAUGGAGUAUGUGAUGCAGGGAUUGACGACUGAGGGCCUCGAAAAUCUACUGUUAGAUAUUUUCAAAACGCCAUCGAUGCCCCCAAGGAGUGAGCGCGAAAGAUCUCCAGACGGCAACAAUUAGGUCGUUCUUGGUUUCGAUGAUCUAGUCGUAUGUUGUGCUUGCAUUAUUUGUUUUUUUAUUUUGGUAGUGGUAACCCCAUUUGUAAGUGCAAUUGGAUAUUGAAGUGGAAAUUUGCUAAUUCCUCCGAGUAAAUUAAAAAUACCGCCGCGUUAAAUUGAGAA
This is a messenger RNA of Salvia miltiorrhiza (redroot sage), 2820 nucleotides long. RefSeq lists its product as uncharacterized. The record is from RefSeq and is a predicted model, not a curated record. NCBI's taxonomy places the organism in Eukaryota, Viridiplantae, Streptophyta, Magnoliopsida, Lamiales, Lamiaceae. The transcript has 5 exons. Bases 893 to 2659 code for a protein of 588 amino acids.